AGUUCAGUUUACUUUGAAAAGCCCCGUAUAGUGCACCUGCUCGGCAACAAAAUGGGAUUAGACUAAUCCCAAUAAUGAAAUAACUAGCCAAAAAAGCUUAUCCAUGCACACUGUAAGUGAUUUUAAAUCAAUUAGUAUACUGUAUUUGUUAACAAGACUGCCACGAUAACUCUCAACAAAAAGAGUUUUCUGAUUCGGAGGGAUUCCAAUUAUUAUGGAACACUUUAAAUGCGUUCAAUCACAGCCGUCCGCGCCAAUCCAACUCUAAGAUCUCAUUCAAGAGAGUAUUUGGACACCUGACUUUUCAGCCUAUAAAUAGAAAGAAGCUGAGAGACACAAACAAGCAUAAAAGCAAAAGACUUUACAAAGAAGCAGAAAAACAAAAAAACUUGUGCUUUCUAUUGCGAAAAGAAGAUGAAUACUGAUGCUGUAGCUCCAACUUUGCAAGGCGAGUGGAUCAAGGUGGAGCAGAAAGGAGGAAAUGCACCAGGAAAGAGAUGCUCACACGGCAUAGCUGUGGUCGGGGAUAAGCUCUAUUCUUUCGGCGGCGAGUUAGAGACAAACGUUGCCAUCGACAAAGACCUUUAUGUCUUUGACCUCAACACUCAAAACUGGUCAAUCGCUCCGGCCAACGGAGAUGUCGUCCCUACGAUCAGCAGCUUCGGCGUCCGCAUGGUGGCCGUCGGAACUAAGCUAUAUGUCUUCGGGGGCCGCAAUGAGGAUAAAGUGUCCAGCGACUUUUACUCGUACGAUACGGUGACGAACGAGUGGAAGUUCCUGACGAAGCUCGGCGAAGAGGGAGGACCCGAGACUCGUACUUACCAUUCAAUGGCUGCAGAUGAAAACCAUGUCUAUGUAUUUGGUGGGGUGAACCAAGGUGGGGAGAUGGUAACCCCCUUUCGGUUCAGGACGGUGGAGUCGUAUAACAUUGAUGAUGGGAAAUGGGCUCAGCUACCGGAUCCUGGUGAGCAGUUCCCUAUGUUCGAGAAAAGAGGAGGAGCUGGAUUCCAUGUGGUGCAAGGGAAGAUUUGGGUGGUUUACGGGUUUGCAACUUCGCCUGAUCCUAAUGGGAAUAAUGACUACGAGUCUGAUAAAGUGCAAUUUUACGAUCCGGCCUCUCAAAAAUGGACCCAAGUAGAGACCAAAGGAGAUAAACCUUCAGCAAGGAGCGUGUUUGCGAGUGCGGUGGUAGGAAAACAUAUACUGAUAUUCGGAGGUGAGACCUGGCCGGAUCCAAACUUCCAUUACGGUCCGGGAACGUUGUCCAAUGAGGGUUUCGCAUUGGACACAGAGACAUUGGUGUGGGAGAGGUUUACAGGAGGGGAUGAUCCGGAUACGCGUGGUUGGACGGCUUCCACGGCUGCCACAGCCUAUGGGAAGAAAGGCCUCUUCAUGCAUGGAGGAAAAAUUCCGACCAAUGACCGAACCGAUGAACUCUACUUCUACGCAGUCAAUUCCGCCUGAUCCAUGCUCUCAUUCUCAAGGUUACUUUGUUUGUUUGUUGAGUAUUAUAUGAGACAAUGAAGGUUUGUGUUUGCAUGUUUUCUUUAUUACUCUAAAUCAAGUUACGUGUGUUCUGUGUGUUUGUGGUUUGGAAAUUGUUAUCGUAAUAAAGUGUUUACGUGUGUCUCUAAUAAAUGAUAUGAUAUAUCUACAGAUUUGUUUGUAUCA
Brassica napus (rape) is the source of this 1671-nucleotide messenger RNA. RefSeq names its product epithiospecifier protein-like. Bases 415 to 1464 code for a protein of 349 amino acids. The transcript is spliced from 2 exons. Gene Ontology annotation, cellular component: nucleus; cytosol. Gene Ontology annotation, biological process: nitrile biosynthetic process. The record is from RefSeq and is a predicted model, not a curated record. Lineage: Eukaryota; Viridiplantae; Streptophyta; Magnoliopsida; Brassicales; Brassicaceae. Gene Ontology annotation, molecular function: enzyme regulator activity; protein binding.